GGGUGUAUAUAAGAGCUCCUGUCUCCACAGCUCUCCAGAACCUGCAGACAAUCGGCUGCAAUAUUCCCUCCAGCAGGAGUCCAGCUCACCACCAGAAACCAUGUUGGCUGUUUUUCUUCUCUGUGCUGCCUUUGCUCUGAGCGCUGCAGCAGAGCCCAAAGUGGAGACCAGUGCAGAGCAGAACUCCCCGUCGGAUGAAGUCGCCUCUCAAGCCCUGGAGAGGAAGGCAGAGGAGCUUCCAGCUGAGGAGACAGAGUGGCUGGAGGCAGGAGGGAGCAUGUCAGCUGACGAUGUGAAGAAAGGUGUCAAGAGGAGUUGUUACUCAGGCUGGGCACCAUUUGGAUCUCGAUGCUUCCGCUUCUUUAAUUAUCCACGCACCUGGGCACAGGCAGAGAGAUAUUGUCUGCGCUUUGGUGCCAACCUUGUCUCCAUCCACAGUUCAUUUGAGAACCUUUUUGUCAAGGUGCUCAUAAGGACAGGAACAGGUCAACAUACUCGAACAUGGAUCGGUGCCACUGACAGCCGUCAGAACCGCCGGUGGUUUUGGACCGACAAGUCCAGGUUUAACUAUUCAGCCUGGAACCGUGGAGAGCCCAACAACCUGUACGGCUGGGGCAGAGAAGCAUGUGUCGAGAUCAACUACGGAGAGGGGAAAGGCUGGAAUGACUUGAGAUGUUGGCUCAAGCGUCCGUUUGUGUGCUCCAAAUGAGAUGAGCCACUGAACUCACACAGCCAGAGGAGCCAGGAAUGAGGAUAAAGAGCAAUACAUGAUGAUUUAUUUUUCAAAUCCACGUUAAAAUUCCUAUACCUGUCCACUACAGAUCUGUAUUUUGCUCAUACUCCUAUAAAGAUUCUUUUGGUUUUUGAUCUGUAGCUCCUCACACAGGACCUGUGUAGACGUCUGUGGGGGCUGAGCCGUUGUUUUCACUGCACUCUAAAGUCAAGUUGUUUUAUCUGAAAAGAUAUUGAUAUAAAACAUGAUUACAGCACUUUAUUUAUAGGAGUUUACUGUAAUCAGCUGAAUAUCUUGGGUAGGUGAUACAAAAGUGUGGAGUCUAAAAUUUGAGGGAAAAACAAUGACGUAACAACAUCUAUUUUCUGACAAAAGUGUGUUUUUGCAGCUUAUAUUUCAUUUUUGUUGGUUGAAACUUUGGAGCAUAUUCUGCUUCAAAGUGUCAAAAUGUUAGGAAGGGGCGUAGCAUUAUCCUUAUCAAGGCAAUUAAACAAACAAACAAACAAAUAAAAAAGAGGAUUUCUUCUUAAGUAACUCUGCUCUUUGCAACAAACUCGAUCUAAGAACAAUGCAAACAGAUUUUUUUUUAAUAAUCAGAGUUCAGUUAAUUUUCUAUAUCGUGCCAAAAUAUGACAGAGAAACCUCAUGAAACCAAAUCACAGAUGAAACUAUAGCCUUGAAUCCAGAUUAGAUUAGGGGAUCUUUGAGCAAUAUUACAUGUAUUUUGUUGCAGUGAAAUGACCUCUGGCAGUGUGGCUCAUCACUGCUGAUGUACAGUUUAUACAGUAGCCGGCCUGUUAUUUCCUGGUUGGAGCUUUCUAUUCUAUUCUAUUUAUCUCUAUUUUUUUGUAUUUUGUUGCUUCAUAUUCUUUCCCGUUUUUCCCCUCAUGCAAAGCUCAUUGUAUUGCAUUUUAAUGUAUGAAAUGUGCCAUAUAA
Messenger RNA from Myripristis murdjan (pinecone soldierfish), 1669 nucleotides. RefSeq names its product ladderlectin-like. NCBI's taxonomy places the organism in Eukaryota, Metazoa, Chordata, Actinopteri, Holocentriformes, Holocentridae. The transcript is spliced from 7 exons. Bases 101 to 709 code for a protein of 202 amino acids. The record is from RefSeq and is a predicted model, not a curated record.